ACCUGUUGCGGCCUGCGGGAGCGCUUGCUGCCUGUCCUCUUUCGAUUCCGUUCCUUUCCCUUCCCUUCCGUGGGCGCUGCGAUGAGAUGCUGGCGCUACUGAUGCUGCUGCGGCGGCGAGGAGCUCACCCCAACGCCGACGAGCAGAACCACCACCACCGGAUCUAAAGCCCCCUUGCCUCCUCGUCUCCCCCUCUCCACGCGUAGGGCGUCGAGCGCAUCGGGGCGGCGAGCCUGCGACGCCGGCGGCGGCAAGCCCCCGCUGGGGCAGUGAGCUCGCCCGCGGCAAGCCUGCGUUGGGGCCGCGAGCGCGUCGUAGGCAGCGGGCUCGCGCCGCAGAGAACCCGCUUCGGGGGAGGGGAAGCGCGUCAGCUGCCCUGCUUCCCGCCUGCGGGAAGACAAACCCCCUCAGUUCUUCCACUCCGGUGCUUCAGAACAAGAGUAAGAAGACCAUGGCGAUGCGGGGCGUCGAUUUCAAGUGGUACGACGGGUUCUUCCUCUCCAUGCUCGCCACUAGCGUAAUCAUCGUCUCCAUAAAUUGGAAGAGGUAUCGCCUAUGUGCCCAUCCACUCCAUAUUUGGAUAGUGGUGGACUACACCACUGUCUUCAUCUUCCGUCUGCUGAUGUUUCUCGAUAAUGGUCUUGCUGCAGGGAUGGGAUUAGACCUCGGAUGGCAACAGAGAUAUGCUCGCUUUUGUGGAAGAAUAGUUGUCCUCUCAGUUCUUGUACUACUUCUCUACCCCUUUCUUUGGGUUUGGACUGUGAUAGGAACAUUGUGGUUUAGCACUGCAAGAAGCUGCUUGCCUGAGGAAGGACAAAAAUGGGGCUUCCUGAUAUGGCUGCUGUUCAGUUACUGUGGGCUCGCCUGUAUUGCUUGUGUUGCUGUUGGAAAGUGGAUAAACCGAAGGCAUGCACUUCAACAAAGGGCACAGCAGGGAAUUCCCGUCUCUGAAUAUGGGGUUUUGGUUGAUAUGAUCCGCGUGCCUGACUGGGCAUUUGAGGCCGUUGGCCUGGAAAUGAGAGUGGGCCAAGAUACAGCAUACCAUCCGGGUCUUUAUUUAACUGCAGCUCAGAGAGAAGCAGUUGAGGCACUGAUUCAAGAACUUCCAAAAUUCAGGCUGAAAGCUGUUCCAACGGACUGCAGUGAAUGUCCUAUUUGCCUUGAAGAAUUUCAUGUUGGCAAUGAGGUCCGUGGACUCCCAUGUGCACACAAUUUCCAUGUGGAGUGCAUCGACCAAUGGCUCCGGCUGAACGUCAAGUGCCCGCGGUGCCGGUGCUCUGUCUUCCCCAACCUGGAUCUAAGUGCGCUGAACAAUCUCCGGUCGACCAGCGAGCCAGACCAUCCAUCUGCCAGUGCCAGCGAUGUAACAACAGCAACUUCAGCGACUAGAUAUGUGAGGUCACAGCCGGUGGGGCAAAGCUACUUGGUGCGGUUGCAGGGUCUGCUGCUCCGCCCAGUCCGGCAUGAAAGCCUGGAGAGUGGGGGUGAGCCAGCGGUGGCCAACAGCAGGUCGGUUGGCCCUGAGGAGCUGCCCAGCAUAGUUGUAGAUGACGGCCAUCAGCUGCCAGAUCGCUGACUGGUUUGAUGGCCUAAACUAUAAUGAGUAGGGGGGAAAAUAGGAAGGGAAUCAAAUUAUGCAGCGGUUUUCUUUUUGCUGUGUUUUUUGCGAGUAAAUAAUAUUGUUAUGUUAUGGUUUCGACCUAUUUGUCGUUUGCGCACCAGUUAGCCAGGAUCAUCCAUGUAUGUUGCGUGCAUGUAAUUGUGUAUUAGUAAUGAUCAUGUGAUUAAUUUUGUGCUGA
Messenger RNA from Setaria italica (foxtail millet), 1799 nucleotides. RefSeq names its product E3 ubiquitin-protein ligase SIS3. Lineage: Eukaryota; Viridiplantae; Streptophyta; Magnoliopsida; Poales; Poaceae. Bases 452 to 1576 code for a protein of 374 amino acids. The record is from RefSeq and is a predicted model, not a curated record. The transcript has 11 exons. Gene Ontology annotation, biological process: sugar mediated signaling pathway. Gene Ontology annotation, molecular function: ubiquitin-protein transferase activity.